AUGCUGGACCUCACCGCCAUCAAGGACCAGGUGAGGCGUGCACGAGGGAGGCUGGGGCCGCGUGGUGCAUGGCAAGCGUGGAUGGUGGGUGAAGGGGACCAGGUGCUGCUGGGCCGUCUGCGCCCCACGCACGCCUCAUCUCACGCACCUGCCCAUUCCCCUCUCUCAUUCAUUCUGAACUCAUCAAAAUCCUCGCGCUCACCACCGGUGGUGCUGGGGGGGCAGCAGGUGCGCUUCAAGCAGGUCCACCUCUCCCUCGCCACCUGCUCCUUCUGCUCCACCGCUCUGCACCGCGCCAUGCGGUCUGGCCUGUAUGAGGCCUCCGCUGGUGCUGCUUCCAGCUCAGCAGCAGGCGUGCCAGGUGGCAUGGAGGUGCGGCGCCACCUGGACUCGGAGGAUCUGCACCGCCACCUGUCGGAGUUCUGGCCCGAGAUCACUGAGCUAGCGGGGCUGGCACUGCCGGACUAUGCGGAGCGCAACGACGCCAACCCCCACGCAGGGCGCUUCUUCCCCGUCUUCCUCUUCCACCUGCACGAGCCAUUCCCGCUGCUGCUGGAUGGCCGCCACCGGGCGCUGGCAUAUGACGACAUGGUGCUGGCUGUGCGCUCCACGGCCCCGCCGCUGCCCUCGCACUACAUGUGCGAGGGCGAGGGGGUGGACAUGGAUCCCAGCAACGUCACGCGCCCCGUGCUCUCCGCCAUCCUGCACACCGCCUGGGGCCUUGCCCCCACCCACGAGGCAUGGAGCGCCAUCCACAAUGCAUCGCAGCACGACUACCGGUGGAGCAGCGGCAUGACGCCCAUGGGCCCCUUCUCACGCCACCUCACUGUCACCACCACGAUGCGCGACACGGCGCUGCGCAACGUGGUGCUGUCCACGCUCAACUCCACCAUCUCCAGCAUGCUCCACCUCCUCUCCGCGCUCCAGAGGUACGGGUCGGAGGAGGCGGCGCUGAAGCCGGGCGCGGUGAGGCAGCGCUUUGAGCAGCGCUGGGGGGUGCUGCGCCACAAGCUGCAGCGCGCCGCGGCGGCCCUGUCCGCAGUGGACAUGCACUUGGCGGGGUACUAUGCGCGGUCGGCGCGGCAUGACAUGGACGCGCUGUUUGAGCUGGCGGGGCAGUCCGCGCAGGACAUGCACACCUCCUUCUCCUGCUUCCAGGAGGCGCCAGUGGCGUGGUCGGUGUGGGGCGGGGGGGCGGUGCUGGCAUAUCUGGCAUUCCUUGUCGGCCGCAACCGCUGGCGAGUCUGGCACGUCAAACACAAACGCUUCUAG
Messenger RNA from Closterium sp. Naga37s-1, 1272 nucleotides. NCBI's taxonomy places the organism in Eukaryota, Viridiplantae, Streptophyta, Zygnematophyceae, Desmidiales, Closteriaceae. The record is from the annotation of a GenBank genome assembly.